AUGGACCGACGCACCGACAGUAAUCACGACACCAACAUUCCGGACGGCGACAGCGACAGCCCGGAGCAGCCCAACAUCAUCGCGCGCUUUCUGUCUAAUCUCUUUGAAGACCGCUUCUUAACCGACCGCCCCGCCAAUACCGCGACAUCGCCGAGUUUGCCCCAGUCGCAGUCGCAGUCGCAGGCGCAGCCUUUCAACGACCUCGUGCCUUUCUUCAGUGCAGACAGCGUCCUCGCAACACGUCUUGACAGUGGAAGCCAGCGCCAAGAAAGCAGCAGAGGCAGCGACGACACACCCGCAUCAUCAGCACCGCCAAUGCAACGCCCGCACGAUGUCGUCUUCUGCGUCGAGGAUACCGUCGGCUUGAAGGACGACAAGUACAGCGUCGGUGUCGUGGACAGGUCCUUUGGCGAUGUCGACAGCCACCAGCCACGCCCGCAGCGCGACUACAGUGAAGACAUUGAGCGUCAUGCUGACAUUUCACGGGAAGAAUUUGCCAAGUUCAUGAAGGAGGGCAUACCGGCACGCGGCACCGUUCUGGUCUCAUGGCAGACACAGCUGAAGACGGAACUCGUGCCCGAGGCGAAGCUGCAGCUGCUCGACCGCGCCCUGUAUGUCGGCGACGUGGUGAAGAGGAACGCCGACGAACACAUGAGUGGGACCGUCAUAGGCUCCAGCGCCGUCUGCACCCUUUUCCCUGCCAACCAGUACAACGGCGGCCAGAUUACGCAAGCCAUCAGCGACGACCUCUCCAUACGAAACAUACCCGCCGACGAGCUUCUCAACGUGCACGAGUUCAACGAGGGCGCCAUAGUCGUGUACGGCGACUGGGUGGGGCGCAUCGAAAAUGUAUACGACGAGGUCGCGGUCAAACUGUCAAACAACUCAGUCGUUGUGGUGGAAGACCCCAGCGAGCUAGAACACGAGGAGGUCGGCAUAGAGCGACUUAGCGUCGGAGACACAGUCAAGACAAAGAAGGGCAACCUGCGAAGAGGUCACUGGAGGUAUGGCGCCUUCGACCCACAUGUGCGACCGGAGGGCAUCAUAGUCGAGACGCGUACCAUUGAGAUUGACGUGCAGUGGCUAGCGAGGAGCAUCAGCGCGAGCAACACCAGUCUGUCUGCCGAGGAGCCACCAGCCACACUUGGCCCCGACGAAUUCGAGAGUUCUACCUUUUUCCGAUACGACGCCUCUGGAAGCUCUGCAAACACACUCCCCUUGUCUUCGAAUGGCACCGACCGCAUGUAUCACGUCACCGAUGUCGCAGUCGGAGACCGAGUUCGCUUCAAGGACAUCGCAGGCGCAGCUGUCAAGUACGAUGGUUCCCACACUCUACCGAACGGCUACCCGCAAGGCAAGGUGACACGCAUCGCACGCACAGAAUCUUUAGGCUAUGAUUUGAACGUUUUCCUCGUCAUGCAAACACACACCCAGGUCACUGUACAGUGGCAGGAUCUGACCACCACCGAACACCUUAGUAUAGACCUCUUACCAGAUCCGAACGUUGAAGACGACGAUGAAGUCUGGCCUGGCGAGGUCGUCUUCUCCAAAGAGGGACGCGAAGGCGACAGCUCGGAAGAAACAUGGACCAAGAAGCCUGCCAAGGUCGGGGUGGUGCAGGCUGUCAAGUCGCGCGACCGCAUAGCCCAAGUACGGUGGUUCGCAAAGCCUUCUAUUGAAUUCUUUGGUCCCGAUCUCCUUAGACCUUCUUCUACCGGGGAGCUGAAUGAGCAGAUUGAGGAUGUCAGCUUGUACGAUAUCUACUCUUUCCCCGCCCUGACACGGCGGCGCAAUGACUUUGUUUUGCUCCAUCCCGAUUCCAUCGAAGGCAUGCAGGGACCCCUGAACAUCACUGGGCCUGAUUGGUUCGGCGAAGUCAUCGACCUGGGUCUAGAUGGCAAGCUCACUGUCCGCCUUGGUGCAGCAAAGCCUGUUGUCGAUGUCCGAGUUUCUUACGAAGGCGUCACGCUCGCUUAUAGCAGUGAUAUGGAUGAUGAGUUCUUGAACAAUAUGGGUGGAGUGGAUGGAGACUCUCUUGACGAUUCGGACGAUGAUGACAUCUCUGACUUCGAUUCUGCAUCAUUCAACGAGAUGUGGAUCGAGUACGAGGGCAUGGACGGUGAGGUGCCAGUCGGCGACGACGAAGAGUGGUCGACGGAAGAGGAGGACGAUGACGACGACGACGACGACAUAUCGAUGCCAGAUCUGGUAGAGCAAGACGAGGUCAACACAUCGAAGACCACACCGGAAACCAAGUCGCCUGUUGCGAAAGAUGAGCGGGAUGACACAUCACCACCGGAGCCAGAUACAGCCUCACCGAUUGCCGAGGACAAACAAGAGUCACGUCUUGACCUUCUCCGCGUCAUGAUGAUCGGCCCCAACGAGACCCCAUACGAAUAUGCGCCCUUCGUCAUCGACUUCCACCUCCCCUCCACAUACCCACAAACGCCCCCCGAAGCAUUUUUCCACAGCUGGACUAACGGUAACGGCCCCGUGAACCCCAACCUCUACGAAGACGGCAAAAUCUGCCUCAGUUUACUCGGCACGUGGCACACGGACGAGCGCAACGAGAGCUGGAGUCCCGCCAAGAGCACACUUCUCCAAGUACUUGUGUCUGUCAUGGGCCUUGUACUCGUCAAGGAACCGUACUACAACGAAGCGGGAUAUGAAGUCCAUCGCUCGGCGCCUGAGACGAAACUCAGUAGCGCGUUGUAUACCGAGCGCGCCUAUUUCCGCGCUCGCGCUUUCAUCACCCAGGCGGAGGAUGCGCCGAGGUUACUUGACAAGGCGAUUGAAGCGGCCAAGGAGGUUGUUGAGCGCAGCGCUGAGACGGAUCAGGAUGGGGAGAGGGAUGGGUUGCGGACAAUGAGUCUUGGUGCUGUUGUCAUGUUGAAGAGACAGAUUGAGAAGUUAGAGGGGUUGAAGGGUCCGUGA
Molecule: messenger RNA, 2934 nt
Organism: Parastagonospora nodorum SN15
Lineage: Eukaryota; Fungi; Ascomycota; Dothideomycetes; Pleosporales; Phaeosphaeriaceae
Exons: 3
Coding region: 1-2934 (977 amino acids)
Source: RefSeq, a predicted model, not a curated record